This is a messenger RNA of Lotus japonicus, 756 nucleotides long. RefSeq lists its product as uncharacterized. The record is from RefSeq and is a predicted model, not a curated record. NCBI's taxonomy places the organism in Eukaryota, Viridiplantae, Streptophyta, Magnoliopsida, Fabales, Fabaceae. Bases 1 to 756 code for a protein of 251 amino acids. The transcript has 2 exons.
AUGUCUUAUGGCAGAAUAACAAAUGAUCCCAUUUCUGAAAAUUCUGGGCAAAGAGAAAAUCAAAAUGGUCAUGAACAGACUCAGUUUAGCACAUUGGGAAUGCCCAUGCCAAUGAUUCAAAGUGGUUUAAUGAAUUUAUUUCCUUCAAAUUCAACAACUGAUAUUGAUUUACAAUCAAUUAGGCAACAAAUUGAUGAGAGUAAGUACAAUAUGGUGAACAUGUUGACACAACAAAUGUCAACUAUGUUGAAUCCUCUCAUUCAAGUGGCUCAACAACUGGGGCGAGUUGCUGAUGUUUUUGAGGCGCUGUCAUUGGACACAACAUUUCAGAGAGUCACUGAUUAUGACAGAAAUAAGCCUCUUAAUUUGACUCAACGACAAAGUUUUGAUCAGAAUUUAGACAACAAUGUCUUAGUUAAUCGAAAUCAAAAUGAUUCUGGGGGGCCACAAAAUGUGGCUAAUGCCGUCGAACAAGUUCUAAAUCAUCAUGGUUUCAAUGUUGGAUAUGGCAAUCGUCCAAAUUUCACGUCUCCGUUUUUUGAAGUAGUUCUUCAAGCAGAACUUCCAAGGGGAUGCAAUGUUCCAAAAGUUACUAAAUUUUCAGGAGACACAGGUGAAUCAACUGUUGAACAUAUUGUAAGGUACCGGCUUGAAAUUGGUGAUCUUGCUAACAAUGAAAAGUUGAAAAUGAAAUAUUUUCCAAGUUCCUUGACGAAGAAUGCUUUCACUUGGUUUACUACUCUAGCUACUUCCUAA